CUCACUGGGCUGGGUGGAGAUGGCGGAGGAGGACCUCGCUCCCGGGAAGAGCAGCGUUGCUGUCAACAACUGCAUCCGGCAGCUGUCCUACUGCAAAAAUGACAUCCGAGAUACGGUUGGCAUCUGGGGGGAGGGGAAAGACAUGUACCUGGUCCUGGAGAACGACGUGCUCAGCCUGGUGGACCCCAUGGACCGCUCCGUGCUGCACGCCCAGCCCAUCGUGAGCAUCCGCGUGUGGGGCGUGGGGCGCGACAACGGCCGAGAGAGGGAUUUUGCUUACGUAGCAAGAGACAGAGACACCAGGAUUCUGAAAUGUCAUGUAUUUCGAUGUGACACACCAGCAAAAGCCAUCGCCACAAGUCUCCACGAAAUCUGUUCCAAGAUUAUGGCCGAACGGAAGAAUGCCAAAGCCCUGGCCUGCAGCUCCUUACACGAGAGGACCAACGUGAACCUCGAAGUCCCUCUGCAAGUAGAUUUCCCAACGCCAAAGACGGAGCUGGUGCAGAAGUUCCACGUGCAGUACUUGGGCAUGCUGCCUGUCGACAGGCCCGUCGGCAUGGAUACUCUGAACAGUGCCAUAGAAAGUCUCAUGACCUCAUCCGGCAAGGAGGACUGGCCGUCGGUGAAUAUGAAUGUGGCUGACGCCACGGUGACCGUCAUCAGUGAAAAGAAGGAAGAGGAAAUCCUGGUGGAGUGUCGCGUGCGCUUCCUGUCUUUCAUGGGCGUCGGGAAGGACAUCCACACCUUUGCCUUCAUCAUGGACACCGGGAGCCAGCGCUUCGAGUGCCAUGUGUUCUGGUGCGAGCCGAACGCGGGGAACGUGUCCGAAGCCGUCCAGGCGGCCUGCAUGUUACGAUACCAGAAGUGCUUGGUGGCCAGGCCGCCGUCACAGAAAGUCCGGCCACCUCCUCCACCAGCGGACUCAAUGACCAGAAGAGUCACAACCAAUGUAAAGCGAGGGGUCCUCUCCCUCAUUGACACUUUGAAACAGAAACGUCCGGUCCCAGAAAUGCCGUAGCUGCAGGUGUGGAAGGGCCCCGCGGUGGGCACCUGAAGACGGACCAGCUCCAGGAAAGAAGACAAACUCAUGCCUGGCCUUCCACCCCCGGCAGGUGCUUGACCUUCAGAGAAUGAUCCUAACAAAAACAGUGUUAGACAAGCAUGUUCUCUCGCUCUCUUCUCUCUCUCUCUCUGUCUCCUAGCCACCAUCACGUGAUAUGAAAAGGCGCAUGAAGUCAUUUUUUUCUGCCGUCAGCAAGUGACCUCACGAGUGGUGGAAGGUCUUUUUCUUACUGUAAAUAGUGUGACUUACAGAGACGCGCAUGGCGCACCCCGGGAACUGAUGGAGAGGCCUUGGCAGGGUGACGGCCGGCUUCUGCCCUCAGACCUGGCACAAGUGACCCUCCCACCCCCACGGCGCUCUGCCCUGUCCCGUCUUCGGCGGCGCCAUGGUCCGCACGCUGAUUUUGCCGUUGCUUUCAGAGUAGGAUGACCAGGUUUGGGUUUCGUUUUUUCAUCAGCGUGAAUCCAGGGGUUGACAAAAUGCAAAUUGGCUGCCAGCCUCUAGAGAGAAACCGACGACCGGCAGCCUUCCUGGGCGAGCUCAUGGGCGCACAGACACCCAUUCACAUCUUCAGCGCCUUGUCGGAUGGCGGGGUCCGGGUGGGAGUGUAAAACUUCAAAAUGGAGGGGGGGCGGGAACCUGCUACAUUUGAGGAAUUAAAACCACAGAAAAUAGCCUUUCUGAACAGUUAGGUUUCAAACGGAUUAUUUUUUAAGAAAAAGGAAGAAAUUGACAAAAGCAUCAUGCAUUUCGGGUGGGAUGUAUUUCAACUUCUGCCUUAUAUUAUACGAUGCAGCUAGAGAAGUAGAAUUCACUAUGGCCAUUCUCUACAAGGACAACAUUCCAGUGAAGCUUCCAGGCUUCCUGUGGACCAUUCGCGGAGACACAGUUGAGCGUUGAGGAGCUGUCCAGGAUGCUCCCAUCAUGCGCCGUUAUUUUCGAAAUCCACCACCGCAUUUUCUCUUUGUUAGACCACCUGUAAGGAUGCGGCACUCGCUCAGUACCGUGCAUUUUGCCCAGAAAGCUGCCUGCCCUUCGUGUAUAGUCCAUAGCUACAAACUCCAUCCGGUUGAACCUUCCUUGAAUUGAGGUGUUUAAUAUCCGAAUUUGUUGGACUCUCGUUAGGAUAUAUUUUUAAAUCUGUAUCAUUUUCAUUUUAUUUUCGAGGUUUUGAAAUUUCGUAUCGGAACAAAAUAUGCAUAGGAACAACGGACUCUUUAACACGUGUCCCCCAAAGCUGCAUUUUUUUCUUGCUUCUUUGUAGAGAAUGAAAACUUAGCUGUCAAGAUGAAACUAAUUUAGGCUCUUGUUGACGUCGUUUGAAAAUUAAGUUGCUAAGGAGAUCAACUUAAAUAUCAUGUCUUCACUGUUUAGUGUCAAAUGUUCUGAAACAUCCCGUUAUGUAAAAGGAAGGCUUUGCAUUUACACAGUGCUAUGCCCGCAUCGAAAUGGUUUCCAUGUUCGUUACCACGUUUGAGCCUUAGCGGGUAGAGAAGGGGAGAAAUGAAAACACGGAGGGCCCUGAGGCUAAGCCAUUUGACCCAAGAGCUCAUUAAUGUGAGGGCCCUGGCCAGGACCCAAGUGUCCCAACUUCCAGUUCGGAAUGUGCCUGGCUGCUUCCACAGCCGUCUCAGAAGCCUUCCCAGAAUGACUCUGGGCAGCGGUAGAACAGAGAAGGCGUGGAAGCAUCCAUCAUCAGGCAAGCGGAGCAUUCUCUCCAGUGGGGAGCCGUGCCGUGGUCCUCAUUAAAGCCACCGCACUCCUUCAGCCCCAGUGUGUUUGAGAGGACAGGCGCCUCUAGUCAGUGCAGCCUGUUCAACCUGGGGUAGUGUCCGCUCACAGUAUCUGGCUGCCAGAGAGCAUAAGGCGGUAUGCUCCUGCCUGCUCUCCCCUUGACACACUCCCUACACAUACACACACAUCAUCUGUUUCCAGGGAGGGGCGGGGGUCCCCACUGGUACACCAGGCACUCCCAGCUCAUGGUGGCCCCAUUGGGUAUCAGAGGUGAGGGGUGCUCCGUAGGGUUUUCAGUGUAAGUCGAUGGCUAGGCCUUUCUCGGAGACCACUCUUAACCGUCGGCUCUUGUGGUUAUCCAUCCGGGCAUGUCGAUGGUUUGCCGCUGUAGCAUGGCAUCGUGCUCAAGAGCCAAAGGCAUUGGUCUCUGAAAUAGCCAGUGUUUGUGUUAAGGAAAGCCCCGCUGUGUGCCCUGUGAAAAGCUGUUCAAAAUCCACCCGUGAAGACCUUUUACCCGGAGUGCCCAUGGAAGACGUUCACGUCCUAGCCUUCGUAAUUCGGAGCAAAGCAUCCGUGUUUGUAUUGGACACCUCUGCCUCCCCCCCACCCACCCACCCCGGGUCAUCUUUUGUAAGGCCUAUGUUUGUUUGUUUUCGGGAUCAAGAGUACUGAGCUAGCUUUAAGUAGCAAACUGAUUUAUAUAUGCAAUUAUAGGAUGCAUUAAGAUGAAUGAUAGCCUUUACAUAUUGAAAACUCUACUGCACCUACUUUGUGUUAAAAAUAGCUUUGCAUAUGAAAUGCAAAUUUAUUUUGUAAAAUUAGUUAAUGUUCCACAGUAUAUGUUCAGCCCUCUCUGCCAUGGCCAAAAAGUACAUAUGGGAGCAUGUGUGACCUGUGUCUGUGACAGGGGGCCCCUGCUCCAACCCGGUCUUGUCGUGACGUGUCAGGAUCUAUGCAUUCUCUGUAUCCGUGGUUCUGUAAACCGGCAGCCAUGUUCACUAUGCCUUGUAUGUCUUUAUCGGUUUUUUUAAUUAACCUGUUAAAUACAGCUUAAAAUAUUUUUAUUUUAUUUAUUCUAUUUUUACUGAAAUAUACAGCAUUAUUGUGUCAAUGUAUGGUCUUGACCGGAUAGUCUCUCGCAGCGUAUCCAGGUCUAAGUAAUCUCAGUGAACUCUUAUCUAUGUUGCCUAAAAGGUGGUUUUUGUAAUGAUUUGUAAUCACAUUUUUAUUGGAAUAUGUAGAAGAGGAGGUAAAAGGUGUAAAGUUCUCUUUAUUUUUUAAAAGCCACUAGGUAGAUGCAGACCUGCCAGCUCUCGCACGCGCUCCUUGUCGGCGUCAGGGCAUCAGUCCACACGCCUGGGGCUCGGCCCUUUCCUUUGCAGCUGAAAGCACUGCCGGGUGCCUCACUGUCACAGCUUCCCCGCCACACGAGACUCCAUGUGAAAGAGACAGACAUGGCCUCCUGCCCUGGGUUUCCACCUGGAUAUAAGAUCACCCACAGCUGACUAGGAACACUGAGUUUUGCGGGGUGGUUUGGGUCGGUUUGUCUGUCAGAUCGCAUGAAGGGACCUUAGAUUCAUUGCCAUUAAAACAAGUUCUUGGUGAUAAACUGUUGGCACUGCUACUUUAUUUGAGAUUCACUUUCUGCUCGUAAGAUGGCCAGUUAUAAUACUCUUCUGCAGCACACGGUCACUUACGAAACCCAGCCCACUGCCCUUGAGUCUCUUCUGGCUCCUAGCCGCCCUCCAGGACAGAGUAGAACUGCCCUUCAGAGCUUCCAAAGUGGUCAUCUUUAGGGAGGCGGACUUGUCACAUCUGUCUCCCGUUGGGUGGCUGGUGGCUGACCUUGCCCAACGCUUCACGGUGGCGUCACCCGGGCUCCUGGGGCACUUGCUAGAAACAGUCAUGCUUCCUUUCCUUCCUCCCCUACCUCUGUGACACAUGUUUCGUAACACUUGAGACAAAUUCUAGGUUUCAUAAGCAACAUGAGAAAACAUUUCCCUAACUGGUACUAGCACAGUUUAUGAGCUUCCCAGAUGCCAGGUUAAUGCGUGGCUGAUGUGGGUUCACAGCCAGUGAGGCAACGGGUAGUUUAUUUCUACUUGGGGAAAGGCACGUGCUCACAUGGGACCAAUCAGAGGACUCUCAACCAUCCAAAGCAGCUGUUUGGGUUGGGGGGAGGGGGAGCGGGUUUGCUUUCCUCUUUGGCCCGUUUUUGAUGUUGACCACCUUACAUAUUGAAAUGUAAUCUGUUGUAAGAAUAAACUUAGCUGCAUAAAA
Molecule: messenger RNA, 5077 nt
Organism: Echinops telfairi (small Madagascar hedgehog)
Lineage: Eukaryota; Metazoa; Chordata; Mammalia; Afrosoricida; Tenrecidae
Product: amyloid beta precursor protein binding family B member 2
Exons: 9
Coding region: 20-1018 (332 amino acids)
Biological process (GO): regulation of DNA-templated transcription
Cellular component (GO): cytoplasm; nucleus
Molecular function (GO): transcription factor binding; amyloid-beta binding
Source: RefSeq, a predicted model, not a curated record